Microplitis mediator is the source of this 8938-nucleotide messenger RNA. RefSeq lists its product as uncharacterized. Bases 604 to 5820 code for a protein of 1738 amino acids. Gene Ontology annotation, molecular function: DNA-binding transcription factor activity, RNA polymerase II-specific; RNA polymerase II transcription regulatory region sequence-specific DNA binding. NCBI's taxonomy places the organism in Eukaryota, Metazoa, Arthropoda, Insecta, Hymenoptera, Braconidae. Gene Ontology annotation, biological process: positive regulation of transcription by RNA polymerase II; regulation of neuron differentiation. Gene Ontology annotation, cellular component: nucleus. The transcript has 10 exons. The record is from RefSeq and is a predicted model, not a curated record.
GCAGAGCCUACGGUGAAUCGUCACCCCCGAUCACGACUGAGUGUUGCGUUGCGGCCGGGACAAUUCGGCUUUCGUCGCUCGUACCGAGUCGAGGUGAGCUUGUAAAUCCCGCGUGCGGUUAAUCGUGCGUUUAAAACAUCCACGCUUUUUUACAUCUCAACCAUCAUCCACUUAUUUAACAUCUCAUAUAUUUAUUUUAUUAAUUUUACAAUCAUAAUAAUAAAUAAUUAGAAAAUUAAGUGACAGUGUCUGCUGAUAAAUUCAUUUAAAAAAAAAAAAUAAGACUUCAAGAUUACGAGGGAUUUUAGUGCUGGUGGAUUUUAGUGCUCGUGUUUAAAUAAAUAAAUAAAUUGUUUAUUCAAAAUAUAUAUAUAUAUAAAUAUAUAAACGGUGAUUGUGUUAGGAUUGGUGAAGUGUAAUUAAUUAUAUUAUUUUAAAGUAAUUGAUUAUUAAGUAAUUAAUUUAUUAAUUAGAGCUUGAUAAAUUUUCUAAAAAUUUAAAUAUUUGAAAAUAACGAGUGUAGUUUUUUUUUGUAACUGAAGAUGGUGAUAUACUUUUAAUGGAAAACUCGAUGAUGGAUAUAAGGACACCGUGAAAGCCGCGAUGUCAGCAGUAACGAGUCCUUAUGGCCCCACGGAGAUGCUCUCCGACUCGGUAUACAAUUACGCGACGUCCCGUCGGGGCACUUCGAGCGCAGACCAAGACAGCGGAGACUCGCAGUAUGAUGGGCCACCAAGUGUGCGUAAUCAGCUGAGUGCCCAGAAACCGCGUAAUAAAAGAAAAAAUUUUAAGCCAAUAAGUAGUCGAAUGGCCGAAGUGUCCGACGAUGAGUCCGAGCAAGAAGUCGAAGACGACGGCGAGGUUAUGGAGGAAACAAAUAGUUGUAACGAUAUUGUUGAGUACGAAAGGAAAACAUUGCGUUCAUUGAGCAGCGAUGAGCAAUUACAGAUGCAAUUACAACAGAGGCCCGCUAAGCGGCUCAAUAAUAAUGAAACUAGUCCAAUGGAUUUGUCUGUUGCCACGAGACCGCCAUCUUCUGAUGAAGACGACGAAAGCACUGAUUCUAUAAGACAUAAGUGUAUUUUAGAACACCUCAGAUCACAGAAACUCUAUUCACCUUCGGGGGAGGCACGCAGUCCCAUGUCCGAGUCGGACAAGAGCGAUGCCGUUGAAUCGAGCCGGCUUGACGACCAGGACACGCCGUUCGAUGAUGAUCCAGCUGAUGCUCUUGAGUCUGAGGUAGAACGCAAACCGAUUGAAGGGAUCCCAGAGUAUGCUGAGUCAAUGAUGCAAGAACUGCUGGCGAGUUAUGGUCUAGCAGGUGGUGAACUUGUUAAAAAUGUCAGCAGACAAUUGCCGCCUACGUUUCUUAAUCCACAUACUGGUCAGCAGUUGCAGUUACGUACUAUUAGCCAAAGUUUGUCUGAAAGGUCGAGUCCUAUACAAAAUUCUGCCCAAGAUAGAGUGAGAGUGAAAGAAGAAAAGGAAGCCUCGUCAACGGCACCAGGAAGUCCCCCGACACCACCCCACACACCCCAAAGUCCACCACGUUCAGCAAACAAUCCGUCCGGGAUAUCGCAGUCAUCACAACCAAUCACUUCAACUUCGCCGAGCCUCAAUCAGAACCAGCAGCACCAUCAUCAGCAACAUCAACUGGGUCAACAUGCGCUUCACAAUUUAGCUAAUUCUCCACUAAGUCAAAUUUUAUCAUCAAACCCAGCAUUAGCGCAAUUGUUGCAACAAAAUCCAGCCAUACUGUCACAAAAUCCGCAAUUGGCGCAAUUACUUCAGGAAAGUUUACAAUCUCAUAUGGGAAAUGUCUUAUUUUCCCCCGGACGUCGCGAUGAUUCUGACGAACGGGUACCAAUUGCAAGUCUAGCAGCAAUGAAAGUUGAAACAGACCCUAAAGUUUCCGCAUUGCUGAGUCAGAGCAUGUCGCCAGUUCCUGACAGCAUUGUCACAGCAACAAAGUGUCCGAGUAUCAGCACACAAUCGCUUCAUCAGCAACAACAAUCAGCACAACAACAAAUAGACUAUUCGCGUUAUGUGAGACGUUUUUCAUCGGCCCUCGAAUGCGGGUCAUCGUAUUGUAAAGAAUUGGGCUGUCGCGAGCAUUUUCAUUGUCUUGAUUGUAGCGGGCGGGUGUUUGUCAAAAAAGAAGAGAUGAUACGUCACUUCAAAUGGCAUAAAAAGCGCGACGAGUCACUGCAACACGGUUUCAUGCGUUAUUCGCCAACUGAUGAUUGUUCAGAGCGACAUCCAAUGCGAUCUUGUCCACACAAUCGCAAACAGACUCAUUACCAUUGCAUUCAUGAUAACUGCGAUAAAGUUUACAUCUCGACAUCGGAUGUCCAGAUGCAUGCAAACUAUCAUCGGAAAGAUUCCGCUAUUAUUCAAGAAGGUUUCCAGCGUUUUCGAGCGACAGAAACAUGCGGGACUGAUUAUUGUCCAUUUGCGGGUCAACGGACAACGCACUUUCAUUGCAGACGUUCUAAUUGUCGGUUUACGUUCAAAAAUAAAGCUGAUAUGGACAAACAUAAAUCGUACCACAUAAAAGACGAACAAUUGUCCCGGGAUGGGUUCAAAAAAUUCAUGAAAUCCGAAGCGUGCCCUUAUGAUCAAUGCCGGUUUUCACGCGUUUGCAAUCAUAUUCACUGCAUUAGACCACACUGCAGUUACGUCCUUCACUCGUCUGGGCAGUUGUUUUCCCAUAAACGUAAGCAUGAGCGUCACGAUUCAGAACUUGCGUAUCGGAAGUACAAGCAAGUCAGCGGACCUGGUGGCCGUCAGAUAAAUUGGGAUGAAUUGGCUGGAAAUUCUAGCAUCCUGAGUAUGAACGGUGAGAGCUCUAAUGAGGAACGCGCUUCGCCUAGUUAUUAUUCCUUGGAAGAUUCGUUUCAAAGUGCCAGUGAUUUAGCUAUGGAUUUGACAGCGACUACGAAUAUUAGCGCGUCAUUAGCUAGUGCUAGUUCAACAUCUCUUAUAGAACAGCCUUCUUCACCUGGAUUAGGUGCUAUGGUUAAUAGUCAACAGCUUACGGCCUCCGAAUUGACUUAUCUGGCCCCAGCUUCAGCAGAUUGUCCCUGCAAUUAUAAAAGUGAGCAUUACCAUUGUGCGUUAGAUGGUUGCGGAGCUACACUACGCGAUCCCAGGGAAGUUCGGGAACAUCUACGUGAACACGAAACUCAAGAACGGAUCACGGAUGCCUACUUCGACGAAGGCACUUGCGAAGAUUGUCCGUAUGCUGACAAAGAAAAACAUUAUCACUGUAAUUGGGAAAAUUGUAAAGAAGUUAUUUUGGCGACUGACAAACCCUUCAGACGGUUACAGCACUACAAGAUCCAUGAGUACACGAGGCAGUUGAACUUGAAUAGCACGACGCAGAUCUUGUCGUCAGAUGUUACAUUGACGCACUUAACAAAUAUCGACGCAAUGUUUAGGAGAAAACGCGGUCGACCACCAAAGAACCGUGUAAUUGAAAUAUGGUCUGGUGGCGGUGACUCUUCCAGUCAUACCCAAGAUUCACCGCAAGCUAUUUUUACGAGCUUUAAAUUACCUAAACCCUCACCUACUUCAAAUGCCGGUCCUAGUCCUAGUCCAAUUCACGGUCUUGGUCCUAGUCCAGUUCCCGGUUCUGGUCAAGGAAUCGUUGCCGUUCCCGAUGACGAUGAACGCGAAGGUAGCGAAUCUGACAGCACUGGAGAACCAGAAGGAUUCGCGACUUAUAAUGCUGACUCGUGUCCUGACUCAACCUGCGUCAUUCGUGGAACGAGACACCAUCACUGUUCGCAAGCCAGAUGUUACUUUGCAACUGACCGACCGGAUCAAUUGCUGAUGCACAGUAAAGACUUUCACGAUAACGUUGAUAUCCUACCGGGUUUCGCGUUCUACGACAAAAUGGUUGACUGCCGGCUGCCAAGUUGUCACAGCAACCGGGUCCAUCGGCACUAUCACUGCACGCGAAUUAACUGUGGGUACUCUUUCGUGCGUUACUCAACGAUGGCACAGCACGAGAAGCAACACAUGGGCAUCGAUAUUCACGACCAAUCCAUCGAGUCUGGAUCCAUCCAAGAAUGCUCUCCGCUUCUGAAUCAAGCUCAAGCUCAGGCUCAAAUUCAAUCUCAAUCCCAGUCCCAACCGCAGAUUGUUCAACAUCCAGAGAAACCCAGGAUCCAGGUUAAGAACCCAGCGGAUUUGAUUGAUAAACCAGACAAUUGUCAAGACGAUUCACGGUCUAUUAUCGAGGACAAAGAUGACCCUAGUCCUGAUACUAAUAAAACAACUGUGGUGAGGGCGGCAGGCACCUAUUAUCCGGUCAGCGGACCGCCGAAUGAACCCGCACUUCCGGGCGCCAUGCUAUCCAUGCGAGCUUCCGUGCACCAAGAAACACCAGUUCCUUCAACGAGCGCAUCGCCUCAUACACUCUACGGGCCGGAUCAAAGCUGCAGCCGACCAUUCUGCAAACUGAAGCGUAAAAACCACUACCACUGCAAUGCCUGCAAUCAAGCGUUUUCCGAACUAGAUCGUCUGGUGGCUCACAUCGCCAAACACUCAACCGGUGCAAUCCUAAGUCAGCAGCAGCAACAUCCAGAGCUAGUUCAACCAGCGAAUCUACCAAACCAACUUCCAACUCAGCUACCGCCUGAUUACUUGACCCAGUUGUCUCAGCAGAAGCACGACUUUAUGUCCCAGAAUGUCCAGAUGGUUCAGAACAUAACUUACCAAAACAUGCAACGUCAAAUGCAGUCCAUCAAUCAGUCGUCCCAGUCUCAAGCACAGCCACAGCAGUCACCUAUCAAAGAAAUAAAACUAGAGAGUCCCAGACCUGAAUCCGUCAACCAGAACAGCAUCAAACAUGAGCCAGUGGAAUUACGCGAAGAACUCCAUCAACCUCAACCAGACAAUAAUGAGAACAAUGGACACAUCCAAGUAUCAGCGCCUCCCAGCAACGUUCCACAACCAGUACCAGCUGGGUUUGAACUAGAUCUAAGUCAUGGGUUCCAUUUCCCGAGUCCUGCAGUCAUGGCUGCCAUGAAUCAACAAAUCGCCCUUAUGAAUCUUCCACCAUUUUUACAACACAGUGGGAUGUACGCUGGUGCUCCAAGUUUGAUGUUCGCCCCGGCAUUACCUCCUGGUAAUUUUCUACCAGGGCGCGAUGAAAAUCCUCUAGCGUCUUUAGCAGCGAAUCUUAACCUUUCAAAACGAUCUCUCUCUCCAUCGGACUCAAACUCGUCGGAAGCUAAGAAACAACGUCUGCAUCAUUCAAUGCGGAUGCUUAAAGAUGAACCGGUACCAGACGGUUACGUACGCUUUAGAUUCAACGAAGACUGCCGGUAUCCCCACUGUGGUUACCGUGAGCAUCAAACCCAUUUCCAUUGUAUGCGCCAAGACUGCGGCUAUUCUUUUUGUGAUAAAACACGUUUUGUUCAGCACACAGCACGACACGAACGUCUGGACACCCUAAUGGGCAGCGAAUUCCAACAGUACCGAGCCAACGUUCCUUGUGGGAGAGCCAACUGCGCUUAUACUUCUUCCCUAGGGUCGAUGCAAAACAAAGCAUCACACUUCCACUGUCUCAAGUGUGACUUUGUUUGCACUGACACGAACAAAGUCGUUGCACACAGACGUCAACAUGCAAAACUAGACAGCAUCGCUGCUGCGGGCUUCCAAAAGUUCACUCCAAGUUUACCCUGCGGUGCAGUUCAAUGUCAGCACUCGGGAAAACAAACUCACUAUCAUUGUUUGCAGUGUCAGUAUGCUGUUCUCGGAUUAGCUCAAAUGUCUGCCCACAAAUAUCGACAUAUUGACGACUCGUUUUGAUGACCACACGAGCUCAUACUGCGCAUGCCUGCGCUUACCGAGUUUGUUUACACUUUUGGCGGGAAAUUCAAAUAUUUGAAUUUGAAUUUUUUAGUUUUUGGGUUUAAAUUGUCAUUUUUCUUAAGGAUUAAAAAUUUUUUUACGACAAGUAAAGUAUUGUAUUGUCAUUGGGAAAAAUUUUAGCGAAUUUUAAGAAGAAAAAUUAAUUAUGUCUUUAAUUGUAUUACGAGCAGUAUUGAGCUAAUUGAUUUAAAAAAAGAUAUUCAACUAAGACUGGCGGGUUAAAAGACAACGGGGUUUGCAUAAAUUAUAAUUUUUAUGAUAUGUGUACAAUGAUAUAUAAAUAUGAGUAUAUAUAUAUAGAUUUAUAGAAAUAUUGAUUGAUAAGAACAAAGAAAAUUUCGAAAUGAAGAUUUUGAAAGUUUGAAAAAUUGUUUUUUUUUUUUUUUUUUUUAAUAUAUAUAUAUAUAUAUAUAAUGUAUGUAUCUGUAUAAUUUUUUUGCUGAUAAGUUUUUUAGACGUAGCGAGAAUUGUGUGAUGCUCAAAAAAAAAAAAAAAUAUACGAAAUGAUGGAAAAAAAAAAUAUAUGAAGAAAUAAAAUUCUCCUCCUCUUUAUUCUUUUGUUCGAAGAAAAAAAUAAUAAAAAAAUUAUUGUAAGGAAUUGAUGUUUUUAACAUAUAUAUAAAAUAUACAUAUACAUAUAUUAUUGAAAAAAAAUAUAUAUAAAUAUAAAGAUAUAAAGAUAAGAUAAUAAGUGCAAACGCGCUCUAUUGUUUUGUAGAAAUUUUCAAGGUCACAAAAAAUUACUAACUUUUUUUUCUGGUGAAUAUAGAAGAGAAUAAAUUACAUGGUGCCUUUAGGGUUUUUUUUUUUUACGGAACAAUGUAGAUGAGCGUGCCUUAGAAUCAGGUUGAUAAACAUGAACAAUAAUUAAAUUUAACUAAUUAAUAAAUUGCUGAUAAAUGGCAUCAAAAUUUAUAAAUUAACGACAGAAUAAAUAAAAUAAUAAUAAAUAUUUAUUGAAAAAAAAAAAGUAAUUGACUGUAGUGCCUUAAAGAAAAAUGAUUGGAAUAAUUUUUUGUUGGGAAACAUUAAUUUUUCUUUAAGCUCUUGGUAAAAUAUUAAAUAUAGUAUAUUUUUUAUUAACUCUUAUAAAUUAUGCUAAAUAAUUUUAAUCGUUUAUUCGUUCAAAGCUGAACUUAAUUUUUUUUUUAAUUGUGAUUUUAAUUUUUUUUAUUGAGUAGAGAUAAAUUGUGGGGUUAUGUUAAGAACAAACAAACACUCUAAGAUUUUUUCCUCUUAAAAAAUGAUGACUCUAUUUGGCUUAUUGUAAUUUUAUGUAUAUUUACAUACAAAUUAUAAUGAUUAUAUAUAAUUAUGUGUCAUGUAUGAACAUAUAAUCCAUAAGCAAGCAUAUAUUCCCCAUAUAUCAAUAUAUAUGAUCAUAUCUGAACUAUAUGUGUGAAUGUAUGAUUCAAAUAUGACUCACUUAUAAUCAGAUAUGAAGCUAUGUGAGUAUGUGUUCCAUAUAUCAAUAUAUAUGAUCAUGUCUAAACCAUAUGUGAUCAUAUAUGGACAAUAUGUGCUCGGAUAUGAUUCAUUUAUGAUCAGAUAUUGAUGUCUAUGAGUAUAUGUUACUCAUAUAUGGACAUGAAGUCUAUAUAUGUCUCAAUAUGAAGAUAUAUGAACCAUAUCUGAUCAUAUGUGAACGAUAUUUGCUUAUGUAUGAUUUAAAUAUAAUUCAUUUAUAAUCAUAUAUGAAUUUAUGUGAGUAUGUCUCAUAUGUAAACAUAUAUGAAUUAUAUAGGAUUAUGUAUAGACAAUAUAUGCUCAUAUAUGAUUUAUUUAUGAUCAGAUAUGUAUUUAUUUAAGUAUAUAUCUCACAUAUGAGCAUAUAUGUUUCAUAUAUGCCUUAUAUAUAAACCAUAUGUGGACAUAUAAAUCAUAUGUAAUCAUAUAUGAAUUAUAUGUGAUCAUAUAUGAUACGUAUGUGAUCGUAUAUAUGUGUAAACCAUAUGUCAUCACAUAGGAACAGAAUGUUCUCAUACAUACGAUUAUAUAUGAUUUAACUGUGAUCAGAUAUCAAUUUAUAUGAGUAUAUAUGCCUCACAUAUGGCAUUAUACGAUCUCAAUAUAAACAAUCAUGAAAAAUUUUUUUUAAAUUUAAAUUCUUACAGAAAUUUAAUUCAAAUUUUCCGUAAAGUUCAAUAAAAUCUCGUUUUAUUUAUUAAUUUUUAACUCCAACAUUUUUUAAAAAAUUUUUUACCAAUUUCUUGUUUAAAAAAAUAUUAGAGGUUACAUUUGAAACAAAGUAGUUUUCCUUCACAAAAUAAUUAACAAAAACAAUGAAAAGUCUUGCAGAAUAGCUAUCUUUCAAUGAACAAACAUUUGCUACAACAACAAACAAAAAAAAUAACCUCAAAAAUAAUGAACAAGAAUAACUAUCUGUAUAAUUUAUAAGAGUUAAUAAAAAAAAACUUAAAUAAUAAUAAACAUAAUCAAAUUGUUUAAUAAUAAUUAGUAGUCAUUCCAUAGUAAAACAAUAAAUUUAUAUAAAAACAAAACAAUAGUCAUAUCCUAGCCAAGUAUAUAAAUUAAGAGGGCGUUAGCAUCGGCUGGCAACAUAACAACUAAAAAUGUAUUGCGGACAAUAAAAAAAAAUUAAAAAAACUUUAAUAAGUAAAGUUGAAAUAAAAUUUAAAAAAUUAUUUAUAAACCAAAUAUGGUUGUCUUGGUUUCGAAGAAACGCGAGCUAUUACAUUGCCUGGUUUUCAUAUAUAUAUAUAUAUAUAUAUAUAUAUAUAUAUAUAUAUAUAUAUAUAUAUAUAUAUAUAUAUACAGUUUUUUUUUUCUUUAUGUUGUACAGCCACAAAAAUGGUAUUCCCUGGCUAGGUCAUAGCAGCCAUAUGAGUGCCAUAAAAACAAGUUAAUACGAUUUAAAUAAUUAACGUUAGUAAAAAAAAAAAAAAAAAAAAAAAAAAAUAUAUAUAUAAAGUAACUAAAUAAAAAUAUGAAAUACUACGAAUAUAACGAUGAGGAGGAGAAAAAUAAAAUCAUUUUGUAAAAGAAAAUAUAAAUUCUCAAAAAAUAAAAUAAAAAUAAACAAAUAAAUAAAUAU